AGUUCGCGGCUGGAGAGCUGUGGCCGAACCGCUGCUGAAGAUAAGGUUGAACGCAUCCAUCCCGGACCCCGCGCGGCUGGCCUCCAACCCGCGGAAGACGGGCAUGCUGGCAUGGCAGGACGGCGGGGCCAAGGCGGCCCCCUCUCACCACAAGAUCUCCUUCUCGGUCCUGGACAUCUUGGAUCCGCAGAAAUUCACGCGAGCUGCUCUCCCGCCCGUGCGUCUCGCAGCCCUGGAAGCCAAGAAAAGUUUAGUGGAGGUGGAAGCAGGUGAAGAUGCCUGCUCGGGGAAUCCAAUCGGGUCACAGGAGACCCCUGAUGCGGUGGGCGGAGGCACUGAUCCCGCGUCCCCGGUGGAAGGCUCUGAGGCGGAAGAGGAGGAAGAAGCUGAGGAUGCCGGGCGCGCGCAGCGGCCAGAGCGCUGGCAGGGGGCCCACGCGGGCUCAUUAGAGGCCGGGGCAGUGGCGGUGGGAACGGAGGAGAGCGGCGCGGAUGGCCUCCCGGCGUCCCCCGGCUCUCCCGGUUCCCCACGGCCUCGACGCCGGCGAGCGGAGUCCAGCUGCGCCAAGCCACGGCGAGCACGCACCGCCUUCACCUACGAGCAGCUGGUGGCCCUAGAAAACAAGUUCCGAGCCACGCGCUACCUGUCGGUGUGCGAGCGCCUGAACCUGGCCCUGUCGCUCAGCCUCACGGAGACACAGGUCAAAAUUUGGUUUCAGAACCGCAGGACCAAGUGGAAGAAGCAGAACCCAGGGGCUGACGGCGCUGUGCAGGCGGGAGGCAGUGCGCCUCAGCCUGGGACACCCAACGCGGUGACGGGGGGCGGUGGUAGUGCCACUGGGAGUAGUCCUGGCCCGCCGGUUCCCGGCGCUUUGCCCUUUCAGACUUUCCCCACCUAUCCUGCGACCAACGUCCUCUUCCCUGCCGCCUCCUUCCCGCUGACGACCACCGCCACCGGGAGUCCCUUCACUCCUUUCCUUGGUCCCCCCUACUUGACCCCUUUCUAUGCUCCACACCUAUGAAUCUGGUACUGCUGCUCAGUCAGAAUUCACGAGUGAUCAAGUGUGGUAACGCGGGUCCCCGCUUCACAGAGGGGCACUGACUGCCCCCUCCUGGUGUGCUGGUGACUAUGUACCCCUUCCCUCUAGCUGCUCAUGACACCACCAGAGGGCGAGGAGAAGCCACCUGCUGGACUACAUACAACCACACAAGCCACUGAGGGGCUCGAGAAGGUAUCCAGAACAGGUUGUUAAAAACCUUCCAGCUUCUGGACCUCAUUCUUCGCUUUCAUUUACUCCGAGGGCUCUGCUUUUAAAGUGUCUGUGUAGUCAGUACCAGGUUAAUAGGAGUUCCCAGGAUGGAGGAUGGAGACCGGAGGGAGCCAAGAUGCUCUGGGCACCAGUUGCUAGCACCAAGGACUGAAUCUUUACAGGUUGCAGUACAAACAAAGAGAAGGAAACUUUCCUUCCUGGCGGUGGCAGUGGCUCAGCACAAUACUCCCAAAUCCUGAACAAAGCUGGAGAGAAACUCAAAGCAGAUGCAACUGUUUUGUGGGCUGUUUUCAAGAUGCAGAACUCAGCAUCUCUAGAUCUUCAUGUGAAAUUCAGACUUGAGCCAGUUCCAGAAGUUAACUACGUAGCUUGUUCUUCAGAAAGCCACAGCCUUACUUUUUUUGGUGAGGACUCCACUAGUGCCCCCGAAGUUGUUCAGCACUGUAAAUAGACUGACCCAGAGAAGAAGACACCACUCUGUUGCCUCACAGGUUUUGAGAACAGCUUGACUCGACCACAGCAGUGCCCUGAAUGCACAGAAAGAACAGUAAAGGGAGCGAUGACUCAAAGGCUAUCCUGAAGUCUGCGUUCGCACUGUCACGAUGUGCAGUGCUUGGUGCUUACCUGUCGGUCCUGCUACACCUUCAUGGACUUCCAAACUGACGAGCUCCAGCAGCAGACAUUGCACUCAGGCAUUUAACUGUAUUUCUGAAAGCACAAACAUAACCUAUUUAGAUAACCUGAGAUUCUGACUUGAAAACAAUUCUUGCUCUAAAUAGAUUUUUUCCCCCUUUAUGAUGGGGAAGAAGCAAAAGUUGUAAGGGGCCGGGAAAAGAAAUACUUGCUAACUGUAAGGAGUUAUUGUGGAGGCCAAAACCUUGUCUGGAAUGGGUUCAAGGGUACUUAUGUUCUAACUGCUGCUUUCUCUGUUAAAACAAAGCAAAGGUACUCUGUAAACUCAACGGUUUGAAAUACCAGUUUUCUGUGUCUUGUAGUCACAUACCUCAGAGACCCAGAUGACCCCAUCUACCCUAUUUUGUGUUCCAUCCUUACUUUUUUAGUGGUUUGAUGGCAGAAUAAUGUAUUUCUUACUAUUAUUCCUCAGCAACCUGUACCAUUAAAAAUUAAACAUGCCCGCUGAUGGUGGUGGAUGCCUUUAAUUCCAGCACACUAGAGGCAGAGGGAGGUGGGCCUUGUGAAUUUGAGGCCAGCCUGGUCUACAGAGCUGGUUUUAGGACAUCCAGGGCUAUACAAAGAAACUGUGUCAAAAACCAAAAAGCGGGGUUGGGGAUUUAGCUCAGUGGUAGAGUGCUUGCCUAGCAAGCGCAAGGCCCUGGGUUCGGUCCCCAGCUCUGGAAAAGAAAAAAAAAGAAAAAACCAACCAACCAAACAAACAAAAAGCAAAAAGCAAAGCAAAACAAAACAAAACAAAAAAAAUCUAAUCAUCAAUAGCUUUAAAUUAAGCAUACACAUUGGAAUUCUGAACAUUAGAACAUUGAAACAAUUCACUUUAUUAUCAUGAGGAAUGCUAGGAAAAUAUCCCUUCUUUCCUCCACCUUCAGUGAAGCUUUCAUGUCCUGGGACUGUAAGAUUUCUCAGUAUGAGUUACAUCAUUGUAUAACUGAUAAUUAGAUUCUGCUUCUUCUAUUCUGAAGAACAGUUUCUCCAAAUGCUGUAUUGUAACUUCUCAAAGGACAGCUGGUGCCAGAGGAGAUUAGAGACGAAGUUACUGCAGUAGGGAGCACAGUUUUAUUCACCAUGUGUGCUGAUAAACGCUCCUUCCCUGGCUACUCGUUCUCAACAGCGGAAUCCAUAUCUGUGAACAGAGAACUUCAAAUAUGCAAAGGUCUGAACGAAGAGGUCAAAGGUCUGUACUAAGUGGGAAACUGUGCCCCAGGUACCAGAAUCACGGGCUUCAGAGGAGGUAAUGGCCCAGCCUUGGCUGUCAUUACCGAGACCCUGCCUCAUUCCACAUGUUGUCAGAGUGAUGUCGGAAAUGCGUGACUUUGGACAUAUUACAAGGCCCAGUAACAUUUCAACUAACCCCCUAGACUCGUCUCUAUUGGUGUGUUAGCCUAAUAAAUUCUUUUUU
Molecule: messenger RNA, 3362 nt
Organism: Rattus norvegicus (Norway rat)
Lineage: Eukaryota; Metazoa; Chordata; Mammalia; Rodentia; Muridae
Gene: Nkx1-2
Product: NK1 homeobox 2
Exons: 2
Coding region: 104-1021 (305 amino acids)
Biological process (GO): regulation of DNA-templated transcription; regulation of transcription by RNA polymerase II
Cellular component (GO): nucleus
Molecular function (GO): DNA-binding transcription factor activity, RNA polymerase II-specific; DNA binding
Source: RefSeq, marked validated